CGGAAGACGAAGCGCAGGACACGACACGUGAUCAUCUCCGCGCGGACAAACAAGAACAGGAACAGGUCCACAGACACAGCAGAUCGACCACAGGCAGGUGUCUGUGCUAACUUAGCAAGCUAAAAGCUACCCCCUUUCCAGAGAACAUGCCAUGCCCAGCAGUAGUCACCGUGGAGGCUUUGUCCCAUCCAGAGAAGCGAGUGGACUCGCCACGAGCGUUUUGUAACUCUCCAUCGUCCAUCUCGGACGUCGAUUUCAGCCGUAGCUCGACGGACAAGGCGAUGCCAGACAGCGACAAGAUCGACAACACCAACACAGAAUCAGGUGAUGAGCUUGAGGCUCAGGACGGUAUGCGUGCCCUGCGCCCGGCAUCAGGUUCCGUUGAUAUUAAUGAGGCUCUUGCGCAUCCUGUGAGCAGCUCCCAGUCGCUCAAGCGCAAAGCUGACCAAGAGACUGAGGAGGAACAGCAUCAAGUGACCAAGAAGGCCAAGACGGAGGAGAAGCAGCUCACGCCCGCUGAAGCGGACAGUGAUUAUCUACCUACUGACAUUGAGGAGGAUGAGGAGGGCUUAUACGAGCACCCCCAGUCCUCCGUAUCUCGUGAUGGCUAUGCUGAUAUUGGCUGUGCUCCUGGAUAUGAUUCCGCUGCUGAUGUUGAAUGUAGCAGCGAGUCACCGCGACGCAGCCGCCGCACACUCUACAUUGAGUACUGGAGCAGGACGGACGAGUGCAAGGAGCGCAAGUGGGACCACCUUGACGAGAUCGCCGAGAAUUUUGGGUCUGCUGAGGAACACAUUUUUGCUACGACUCUGAAGGGUAGAACUGCGUUCCUGGAACCCAAUAUGUUUCCCUAUGACACUCCUGCAGGCAUCGAGCACUGGACGCUGUGGCAUGUCAAGGACCUGAAUCAUGAACAGGUGAAGCAGUACGUGGAGAACUGGAUUGAUGCCAACGCACCGCAUGUGGAGAGGUGGAACUAUGAUGACAACCCGGAGAGGUCCAUCGAUAUCUUUCACGUACACGUGUAUUUCCAGGUGGCGGAGGGUCUCACAGUGUUACAAGAUCGCAAGGUGGAGGAUCUAGUGCAUGAACUGGACUGACUGGUUCCGCUCACAUGUGCUACAGGGUUUAGGUCGCUCGCGUCCGCGCGCUCCUUCACCCACUCUUGUACUCAAGUCCAUCAUAAGUUAUCCAGGUAAUGUGGUGUUCCCUCGCCGGCCCAAGACCAUUAUUUAUGCUCGGUAAUCAUAGUCGAUGCUAUCGAGCUUGAGCGGGCCAACGGGCGAGUGGAUCACCACCAUGACCUACUGGUAGCGUUCAGUUUGCGUUGCACUCUUAAACGAUAAACUCCGCAAUACACGUCGAUACUAAACAAACUUGUUUCUUUUGUGA
Phytophthora nicotianae INRA-310 is the source of this 1392-nucleotide messenger RNA. RefSeq lists its product as hypothetical. Bases 147 to 1100 code for a protein of 317 amino acids. The record is from RefSeq and is a predicted model, not a curated record. Lineage: Eukaryota; Oomycota; Peronosporomycetes; Peronosporales; Peronosporaceae. The transcript has 2 exons.